AUGUCAGACUUGUUUGACUCCCUGCUGGAACUUCCUCCUUCAUCUGCUCCUUCCAGUCCGCAACCUGCAACCACCGACCUCCCGACGACUCCCGCAAAUUCUGCUGCAACGGAGGAUGCUGCGACAAGGGAGGAGGCACCGUCUCAGGCUGCCAACUCCGCUUUGAGCACUCUUUCUGCUGGGCAGAAGCGACGUGCAGAAGACGAACUUGUUCAAUAUGCAGAGCGAACUGCGCGUCGGGUCCGUCUCAGGCCAGCAGGUCAGCAGGAGCUCCAGGAUGUUGCUCGGCUCUCUCCUGAUGAACGGUCAGUCUGGUUGGCUGCACGUCUCUUGAAGAACGAGCAGCACUUGGAAGUCAUCCAGCCCGCGGACGCUCAAUGGCUCUUGCCAAAGGGAUUGAAGGAUAAGAUUGAUCUCUACACGUUUCUGAUCCUUCUGUCGCCGGAGCUCCCAGCUUACCUCAAGAAUGCGGUGCCUGUCAAACGAAUGAAGACCCUUCUAGAGCAGCAUCCACAAUGGGGAUAUACGGCCGAGGUCCGCGGCGACUCAUACAAGAAUGAGAUCGUCAUGAAGAGGAUACAGGAGCGCUUUACUGACCGGCGUGCGGAGAUCAAGCAGCUGCUGUGGCUGAGCCUAGGUCCGCAGAUGCAGUCGUCAACUGCUAGCAAAAAGACCCGCGCUGCUGCAUUGCGGAUUGAUAUUCUGACGUUGUGUGAGAACAUCGCGGACAAGCACUCUGCUGUCAUGUUCAAACCAACGCUCGAAUUGUGCGCGCGGCUCGCAUUGCUGCGUCGUGUGUUGAUAGAGGUCCUGACGGAGCCCACACUGAAUGUGAAGGAUUACUGGGACCGGGUUGACGAUCGCCUUGAGCACAUCCGCGGCAUGUACCCUAACGAGCCUCGCAAGGUUACUAAACUUUUCAUGAACAUACUUGAUGCCGACAAACAGGAACUUGGUGAACCAUCGACGCUACUACCCUCAGCCCGAGGGAAAGACCCGUCAACAGUUCCUUCCCAGAUCCAAGCUCUUGCCGACAACGCUGCCGGUGGAUUCGCUGAAGAUAUUCGUGAGGACUAGCCUAGUAUUCUGUGUUUUGGUAAUGGUUGUUGCUUACCUCGUUGCUCGUCUUCAUGCUUUCGUUGCUCUUGCUACUCUGAUGCUCUCCACCACUCUCGCGCUGACUAUUCGCAUGCUAUACACUCGUAUUUCCGUCUAAUUGUCUUUUCAUGAUACAUAACGUUCGUUACGGUCUAUUUACAUCACGCCGCCAUGGCCGUCAUAGUAGUUCGACGCUUCAGGCAAUAAUAGUCAAUGUCAC
Molecule: messenger RNA, 1318 nt
Organism: Rhodofomes roseus
Lineage: Eukaryota; Fungi; Basidiomycota; Agaricomycetes; Polyporales; Fomitopsidaceae
Exons: 7
Coding region: 1-1077 (358 amino acids)
Source: RefSeq, a predicted model, not a curated record